Malurus melanocephalus (red-backed fairy wren) is the source of this 4518-nucleotide messenger RNA. It is a transcript of the gene DENND6A, whose product is annotated as DENN domain containing 6A. NCBI's taxonomy places the organism in Eukaryota, Metazoa, Chordata, Aves, Passeriformes, Maluridae. Bases 915 to 2780 code for a protein of 621 amino acids. Gene Ontology annotation, cellular component: recycling endosome. The record is from RefSeq and is a predicted model, not a curated record. Gene Ontology annotation, molecular function: guanyl-nucleotide exchange factor activity. The transcript has 22 exons.
GAAGGGCUCGGCUGGGACUUGUUAGCACGGGGCAGGCCGCUGAGGUGAGUGAGCCCCGGCCCCGUGCCGUCGCUUUGCCCUCCUCAUUCUCAGCUCUGUCCUGGUGGGGAGGGAGGGGACGAGCGGGGCCCUUAUAAAUAAGGGGGAGGGAAUGGCCUGAAGUUGUGUCAGGAGAUUAAGGUUGGAUUUUAGGAGAMGGUWYUUUACCCAGAGGGCGGUCGAGCAYUAGAAUAGGCUCACGCAGGAAGUGGUCAGGGCCCCAAGUCUGCCAGAGUUCACAAACCCUUUCAGCACAGKGUGGSAUUCUUGGGGCUCYCUGUGCAGGGCYAGGAGUUGGACUCGAUGAUCUGAUUCCAACUCAGAUUAUUCUGAGGUGAAGAGCGGAGCUCAGAAGAGGAGCUGGGGUGACACGUUCUCAGCAGAGCUUGCAUGAGAAAUUGCAGGAGUCUCCUGAACAUCCUCCUGCUUUUCCCGUGCUCUUCUGGUCGUUUUAUGAUCCCAGAUAAAAACCUAAGGAGCCUGCAGUGUGGUUUGAGGUGUCCUGGGGGUUGGCAGUUGGUGCAGGGGACCCUUGGAGCAGUGGCUGCAGGGACAGGUCUGAGUGGGGUCACUGGUGCUGUUUCUUCCCUCAAUACAUCAUGGGGCAUCAUCCAAGGUCAUAUUUAUGCCCGUUUUUUAGAAAGCAAGGAAAGGUCACUUGUCAAGGUCAUAUGGGAGGCUGGUGCCAAACGAGUCUCUCCAGUCCGAAUACAUUUUUAAUUYCGUCAUUCCCCGUAAAGCAAACAAGUGGAAAUUGUUUGAUAUAAGAGAUGUUGGGGUCAUGCCAGCACUAUAAUUACCCUGUGACAAGGUGUUAGGAUUAGGGAUACAGAAGGGUUCUCUGAUGGCAGAGCUGACAGCCGUGGAGCACUGGAAUGGAGCUGGGCCAGGCAGUUCAGCAGUGGAUGAGGGGAAAAGCAGCAAUGGAGAACUGUGGAAAGCAACAGGUGGAUGAAGAGUUYUGUGAAGUGCUGGGCCACUGUGCUGUGCUCACAGGAGGAGGAGAAAGAGGAGGAGAGAGGAAGUGUCAGUUCCUGCUUCGUUUCUGCAAACGCUGMCACACAGCUGAACCAGGCAGAGCAUUUCGCAGCCAUGUUAGCAUUAAUUUUGAAACAGUAAGCGACUCAGCCAGUUUAAUCCUCCCUUGUAAGGUAAUAUAUCCUCCACAUUCCAAACUCACAGAUAAAGAGAAAACCAAUAUUUGCUAUUUGUCUUUUCCAGAUUCUAAUUCAGGUUGUCUUGGGGAUACACAAUUUUGUUUCAGAUUCCGACGGUCUCCUGGAAGGAAGGUCUCAUUGUGUUGUUUUCUGGACCAGUUGGAUAGAGAUCUACCAGUUUACUUAAAGAAAGAUUCAGCAUAUUAUUAUGGCUAUGUGUAUUUCAGACAAGUUCGAGACAAAUCAUUAAARAGAGGCUAUUUCCAGAAGUCCCUGGUCCUCAUCAGCAAGCUGCCUUAUGUCCAUCUCUUUCGUACCAUGCUUAAGCAAAUAGCACCAGAAUAUUUUGAAAAAAGUGAAGCUUUCCUGGAAGCAGUUUGUAGCGAUGUUGAUCGUUGGCCACCACCCGUUCCAGGGAAAGUUCUGCAGUUGCCUAUUAUGGGGGUUAUAAUGAAGUUGCGGAUUCCAACAUAUCGYGACAAGCCUGGAACAACACCGAUAGUGCAGAAUAUGCACCAGGCAGAUGCUCAGAUCUCCAUGGCUUUACCGACUGUUCAUGAAGUAGAUCUUUUCAGGUGUUUCUGUCCGGUGUUCUUUCACAUUCAGAUGCUUUGGGAGCUAGUGCUGYUGGGAGAACCACUUGUUGUGAUGGCACCAUCACCAUCAGAGUCUUCAGAAACUGUGUUGGCCCUUGUUAGCUGUAUUUCACCACUGAAGUACUGCAGUGAUUUCAGGCCAUACUUCACCAUCCAYGACAGUGAAUUCAAAGAAUACACAACUCGCACACAGGCCCCGCCAUCUGUCAUUUUAGGAGUGACAAAUCCCUUUUUUGCUAAAACACUUCAGCACUGGCCUCACAUUAUCCGAAUUGGAGAUAUCAAACUUCCAGGUGAAGUUCCAAAGCAGGUGAAAGUGAAAAAACUGAAGAACCUAAAAACUUUGGACUCCAAACCUGGUGUUUAUACCUCUUACAAGCCAUACUUGAACAAAGAUGAAGAAAUUGUUAAACAGUUGCAAAAGGGAGUACAACAGAAACGUCCUACAGAAGCACAAAGUGUGAUACUUCGGCGAUAUUUCUUGGAAUUGACAGAAAGCUUCAUUAUUCCAUUAGAACGUUAUGUGGCAAGCCUAAUGCCUUUGCAGAAAUGCAUAUCACCCUGGAAGAGUCCACCACAGUUGAGGCAGUUUAGCCAAGAUGACUUCAUGAAGACACUGGAAAAGGCAGGACCACAGCUCACCUCAGGAUUAAAGGGAGAUUGGAUAGGACUUUAUAGGCAUUUUUUGAAAUCGCCAAACUUUGACGGUUGGUUUAGGAGCCGGCAGAAAGAAAUGACACAGAAGCUAGAGGCCCUUCAUUUAGAAGCACUCUGUAAUGAGAACUUGGUUUUCUGGAGUCAGAAGCACACUGAGGUAGAAACAGUGGAUCUUGUCUUAAAGCUAAAAAAUAAACUGUUGCAGGCUGACAGAGAACRCCUUCCUGUGAAAACUGACACACUGAAAAAGCUGCAGACACACAUCAAUGAYAUUAUACUGGCACUGCCAGAUGACUUACAGGACAUCUUGCUCAAAACUGGCACAACAUGAUUUCUACUGGGUUUUUUUUGGUGCAGAAAACCAAAAGGCAAGUAGUCUCCCAGAAGACAGUGGCUUACCAAGUUUGGAACGCAGCUCUAAACAGCACGUUAAUAACACUACRAAUGGACUGUACUAAUAGUAUAGCCCACUAUACAUUUUCACUAUUUUUUCCAUUUUAAUACCAAUGCAACUAAAGGGAUUCUUGUGUCUAAUAGUGUUUGAAAUAAGUGCUCUUAAAGAAUAAUCUGUGGACAUAUGAAGCUAUGCCACAGUAUAGGACUACAGUGCAGUGCUGGCAUUGCAGAAUGUUUUCCAAUUGGUGCUGCUAUACCCAAUCCUACUCAGGGGUAAGCAAUAUUGAUCCUGUACUGACCUGUUGAUGUAGUAUCUGUUUGUUUUUUCUUUCUUUUUUUCUUUUAGUUUUUAGCUAGUGAGAARUCCAACUGACAUAUUGGGUGACUUGGCCAGAAUACCUGGUAGUUGAGAAAUUUUASUGGUAAAUCAUGGCUUUCAAAACUAUUUCAGGAACAACUGAAAUGAUCAGAUCAGUUYCUAACUUUCUGCAUUUCUCCUUUUUACCAUCUUCCCAAAAUGACACUAAUUUAGCAUCUUUAAAGAAGAGAAGGCAGCUGACAAAAAUUUCCUGAAGGGAAGUCUCAUUCACUCAAUGUCAGUUAAUUAGGAUGCUCUUACAUGCCUUAAAUAAAAUAAUUACAUACUAAUUUGUGGUUUUAAACUGCUGACAUCCAGGAUUUCAAGUGGAUCACUAGUGUAAAUGUAAGCAUGCAGUGUUCAUCACAGGAAAUAAACACUGUGGUGUUCUMAUAGGGGUUUUAAAAUCAGUGAUUUUAGUAGGGUUGGCUGAUACACAAUCUGUUUCAAUUGGAGAUCAUACCAGUCAGCUCCUGUUAUAAUUUUCGACUUAAUUAUUUUUGGCUUACACCAGUCAGGUGUUUGAGGAGGUAAUGAGGCUGGAGGAAGAAGAUGGUGGCUUCAGCUGAAAAAAGCCUCUGGACAGAUCAGACUGGCAAAAAAGAUUGUAGCAUGAAAUUAUUCUUAAUAUGGACAUACAGCAGACAUGCAUAAAGAGCAAUUUCCUCUUGCAUAUUAAGCAACAAGAAUGGGAUGUUUUAUCUUCUUGAACAAGUUUCAGUGGUAUAUAAGAACUCAGCUGCUCCACAUGCARUGCUGUACUUUGACCAGUUUCAAGUAGAGUAAACAUAAUGCUAUAGUGUACACAUAGCAUAUACUUUUAUGUCAAGUGGAUCACAGUUAUUAAAACAAAACAUUCUGCUUUUAAGUGCUUGWAUAAAAUUUUUUAAAAUUUAUGACAUAAUCCUGCUAUAAGAAUAUGCUUUUGUAUAACARAUAUUUCAUACCAUCUUUCUAAAAAUGUCUUAUUUAGAUAUAAAGUGUCACAAUGUUAUUUUUAUGAAAAUAAUGUAUUUUAAUACUGUUAUGUUUUGUAUACAAUUACUCAUGACCAAAAGUUUAAUGUAUCUAUUAUGUUACUUAAACUAUACCACUUCAGCGUUAAUUGCUAACUUGCAAUUUUUUUUUUUGCACRCCCUGAUGAAAAGCAUUUCUAAUCCAGAAAUUAUUAAGUGGCCUAAAUUUCAUACCCUAAAUUAUCUUAAAUAUUUAACCUGGAGCACUGUAUAAUUUCUUGGAACCAUAUCAACUGGUAACAACUAUAACUAGCACAUGACUGCAAAUAAGUAUUUUUUUAAACAAAAAUAAAGAGUUU